Molecule: messenger RNA, 748 nt
Organism: Brassica oleracea var. oleracea
Lineage: Eukaryota; Viridiplantae; Streptophyta; Magnoliopsida; Brassicales; Brassicaceae
Exons: 1
Coding region: 226-579 (117 amino acids)
Biological process (GO): response to auxin
Source: RefSeq, a predicted model, not a curated record
GUCAUGCAAUGCAUCUAUACGUUUCUCUAUCUCACUCAAUAUAUAUACACGAACCUUCCUCGUUGUUUCCUCCCAAGAACAUCUCAAAGCAUUUUCUAUUCUUCAUUCAAUCUUUUGACCCCCACACACUCAUAUAAUCAUAUAUAUCCUCAUAAACCCUAAACCCUACCUAGUUUCAACAACUCUCUUGUUCCAAAUCCAAGAAAAAGGUUAGUUUCAUAAGUAAUGUCCAAAGUUGGGAAGCUGACAAAGCUCAAGUCGGCGAUAAAGAAGUGGCCUUCCUUCGCCAAGAACCACCACCACUCAUCCUCCUCGGCCGCUGUCUCCAAUGAGCUCUCAGAGGACAACAAUCUCCAUGUUGUUUAUGUUGGUCAGACUCGAAGACCUUACAUGCUUAGACCCGACAUCAUCUCUCACCCACUCUUCCAAGAACUCGUGGAUCGGUCGAGGUCCAUGGAACAAGAUCGUGAGAUUGUUGUAUCUUGUGAAGUUGUUUUGUUCGAGCACUUGUUGUGGAUGCUCAAGACUGGUCAAGAAGGAGGAUCCGUUGAAGAACUGGCUGAGUUCUAUACUUAUUGACAUCGACCAUUUGAUUUCUACACAUUUAUUUUGUAUAGUGUAUACUAUGUUUAUUGGUCUUUUUGUUGUUGCUGCUGAUUUGUAAUUUGUUUCGAUGCGGUGUGUGACCCAAGCGUGAUCACGUAAAUUUUAUGAUGAUGAUGAGCAUAUGUAGCUUCUUACUUUGUUA